Phytophthora nicotianae INRA-310 is the source of this 1569-nucleotide messenger RNA. RefSeq lists its product as hypothetical. The record is from RefSeq and is a predicted model, not a curated record. Bases 1 to 1569 code for a protein of 522 amino acids. The transcript is spliced from 2 exons. Lineage: Eukaryota; Oomycota; Peronosporomycetes; Peronosporales; Peronosporaceae.
AUGGUGACAUGGAUGAAGCUCCUGCUGUCGCUCUCCGGUUUCGUCGCUGUACUACAACCCACCGCUUCUUCAGAGUCUACGCUGCUCCCCACUGCUGGAUCCGGAGUUCUUGUCAAUGCAAUUGACAAGGUAAAGUCGACUUACAGAAACUGGGUUGGUCCUACCAUCGGUCAGCCAGAUCGUGGAGAUUGGGCUUGCUACCGCAGAGCUCACAUCAUGGACAAAUGUCCAGUUGGUUUCAGCUACAAGUGGAAAAUGUGUUGGACGCAGUGUCCACUCCAGUAUCCUGUCCAGUGUGGUAUGGAAUGUAUUCGUCAGAACGACGACUGCGGCAUCGAAGUCUAUGCGAAAACCGUUAAUGUAGUGCAGACAGCGAUCUCUCUGGCGACAAUGGGAUUGUUUGGGCAACUCACUACAGUCGCUAAGGGCAUAGUUGACGGCGCCAAGUGCCUCCGAGCCAUGAUCGGCAACAUUAAGAUGCUCAAUAGCUACAUUCGCGGGCUUAAAGUGUACGACCCGCAGAUCCCCUUUGACAAAGUCAUGGCUUUGUUGUAUCACACAAGUUACUUUACCAUCGACUUCCCUGUCGCUAUCGCCAUGUGUCUGGGUCACUCGUAUCCAGAAGCUCUCGACCCUGCAAGCUGGAUGGUAGAUACUAUGCAGCUGAUGCUCGGAGAAAUCCUCGAUCAUGGAGAUAGUAUCAUCCGAGGCUGGGACCGCUUCAAGGCUUUCCUACACCGUGUUAACUUCACGCAGCCAUUAUCGGAACUAAACGAGACUGACAUCUCGUCUCUUAGGACUGGGUUGGACUCCAACUCAACGUGUGGACAUGAGCUCAAGCGACUGACAGACAGGACGUGGAUGACUGUGGCUCAAAUGAAGAGAAAGAAUCCUGGGAUUACGCAGGAUGAACUUCGUAUUGCAAUGUACGAGUCGGACCUCAUGCUUCGAGAUAUCCCGAUAGUCACUAACAACUGUAUGGAGCAAAUGAUCUCCGAGUCCUCGGAAGAUACAGCAUACCAGACCCGAGAUACGCUACGCAAAACACUAGGAGUAAUCGUGGAUGACCUUAUUAACAAAGGCAGGAGCGACAACGGCACGUCGUUGACAGCGAAAGAGUAUACACGUGUCGUAGCGGAUAAACUGGCGAUGACGAUCUUCGUGGUCUCUCUCUUCGACGAGACCGGCAUCGUCGGCAUAGUCACUGAGUAUAUCCAACCCAUUUGUGGGCCUACUCAGUUUAUCGGAGAGAUUGACGAUGGCGACGAUCCUUACACACUUGGACUCAAUAUGGUGAGGAAUGCUUUCCAGGGCAGCAAGUUGUCUUGGAGGAGAAAAGGCGACGGGGUUGUGACUAUUAUGUUUGAGAGCAUAGACACAAAGCCUGUCACGGUGAAUAUUUACUCCGGAGGCCGCAAGAUCGAUGAGAAGGAUGUCCCAGCAGGAGGGAAUGCAACUUGGAAGUCGAAUGUGACGACUUUAGGCGGUGGUGGGUCGUUGAAGCUUUGGGUACCACGAGCGUAUGAAGGAGGCCAUUUGGAUCUUUCCGUGAAAAUCAACGUUAGUUAG